This is a messenger RNA of Prosopis cineraria, 3176 nucleotides long. RefSeq names its product protein GAMETE EXPRESSED 2-like. Gene Ontology annotation, biological process: pollen sperm cell differentiation; actin cytoskeleton organization. The record is from RefSeq and is a predicted model, not a curated record. The transcript has 15 exons. The coding region runs from base 84 to 3134 and encodes 1016 amino acids. Lineage: Eukaryota; Viridiplantae; Streptophyta; Magnoliopsida; Fabales; Fabaceae. Gene Ontology annotation, molecular function: actin filament binding.
CUGUGAACGGAAAGGUGGGGAAUAGUUCCUACGUAUCUACGGUGUUGGCAAAUUUCGAAGGGGACCCAAAUAAUUGGAGCAUUAUGUUUACUCCUAUCAGGGUUGGAGUAUUUAAUGUGCUCAUCGACGAGGAACUUUAUCAAGUUUAUGAUUCAUCAUUGCACUUCCGAGUUGAGCCAGGGAACAUGUAUCCAUCUGUAUGUGUUGCUUCAUGGAAGGGCCUGAAAAAUGAGUUUGAAGCUGGUGCGAAAGCUACUAUUGUGAUACUCCUCAAAGAUGCAUUUGGGAACAAUAUAUCUCGAUCAACAGAAGUUUCCUAUUUACCUGACUUUAAUUUGUCUGUGCUUUAUGAAAAUGGUUCCUUUGCUAGUGCACUAAAUAUCAGCAACAUGGGCUGGAACGAGUUUGACUAUAUGGUUUUUGAGUUUAUUGUGACAAAAGCUGGCAACUUUUCGUUGCGUGUGGAAGGAGGAAAUCAAACAUUGAAUGGUUCUCCAUUACCAUUGAAGGUGAACCCAGGACCUAUAGAUAUCUCUAACUGUAUGGCCAAAUGGAACUUCAAACCAAAAGCAUGGCAAUUGGCUUCCAAGAUGGAAAUUCUUAUACAUCAGCAAGAUCAGUAUGGAAAUCUGGUUCCAGGACUUUAUGAAUUUGAUGCUGAAGUUGUUGAAAGGGAAACAAAUCUGUCAAUACCUGUACCAGAUCUUCAUUUUGAAGAAGUGGAUGCUGGGAUUCAAUUGUUUUCUUUCAGCAAUUUGGAACCCGGGAAUUUCUUUCUAACAAUAUAUGAUAGCAAGCAUAACAAAAGCAUUUUUAGUAUGCCAUAUGCUUACACCGUUUAUGUUGGUUACUGUGAUGGGGUGAAAAGUGUUGUGAAUGGAUCAGGUUUAAAUGAUUCAGUGGCAGGAGUGUUGACAGAAUUUUCUGUGUAUUUAAAUGACAUAUAUCAAUAUCCUUCCCCUGUUGAAGCAGAAUUAUUUCAAGUUCUGAUUUUUAGAGGAAACGACUCAUACAGUAUUUCCCCUACUAUAUAUCCCGUGCUAAACACCACCGGUAUGUGCUAUUAUAAACCAUUUAAUAUAUUAAUUACAUAUAACUCUGUAGUGGCCAGUGCCUUUCGAGUGGAAUAUAUACCUACAAAAAGCGGCACUUAUGAGAUUUGUAUAUAUUGUGGAAAUAUUUUAUUAAAUGGAGGUCAUUCGAUCAGUAAAGAAGUGCGACCAGGUGAAGUAAACAUGUUAUUUUCAGGUGUUGUGACGUUUCCUCAAAAGGUGCCAAAGCUGUCAAAAAAUGAAAUAGUAGUAAAUCUGUUGGAUUCAUUUUCAAACCCUGUCCUGUCACAACAAUCAAGGUUGAAAUUGGAGAUUACUUCAACUAAUAGUUCUGUAUUUCUAACUUGGGACAUUGUGGAUUAUAAGGAUGGUUCAUAUGGCUGCCAUUAUAUGGCCAAAGAUGUUGGCACUUACGAGAUUUGUGUUUCCUAUGAUGACAAGCGUUUCUCCCGAUGCCCUUUCAGUGUCAAUGUGUACAGUAGUGAAUAUUUUCCCAAAGCCAACAAUGACACAGUAUCUAUUUGGGAGGAUGAGUCAAUUGUGGUUGAUGUCUUAGCAAAUGAUAAUUUUGCUGGGGAUAAUGCAAGCAUCGUUGAUCUCUCAAAACCAGAUCAUGGUUCACUUAUACAGAAUGGAGGAAUAUUUCGUUUUACUCCUUAUGAACAUUAUUAUGGAAACGAUUCUUUUUGGUACACGAUAUCCGAUAUAAACGGAAACAUAGCUACUGCUUCUGUGUAUAUAUCUGUUCUCAGUGUCCCACCUCAGCUUGCUUCUGUUCCAAGUCAACUGCAAGCAACAGAAGAUCUGACUAGUCCUAGAUUUGGUGGUUUCAUUGGGUUUGAGAUAACUUAUUCAGAUUUAAUGGAAAAUAUUUCUGUCAACCUGAGCGUACGAUCUGGAAGUAUACUUCUGUCUCCUAUGGUAAUGCAAUUUGGGCAACCUAUGUGGAGUGAACUUACUAUUAAUACAGGAAAUGAAACAGCCAACAAUUUAGUGUUGGAAGGUUCUGUGGAAGUAAUUAAUUUUGCGCUUCAGUCAAUCCAGUAUCUAGGAAAUGAGAAUUUUUGUGGUAAGGAUGUCAUUCGAGUGUCCACCAAGAAUAAGUAUGGAAUGAAUGCGUUGGAUGUUCCAAUUUUUGUGGAUCCAAUCAAUGAUCCGCCAUUUAUUAGGGUCCCUUACUUUAUCAUAUUGAAGGGUAACAAAGGCGAGUCAGUCAUCUUUGACAAAGACUCAGACAACUUUGACUUUUUCAUUGGAGAUCCUGAUCUUCUUACCUUCCCUGGCGGAGAGGCUCAAUUUCUGGUGACUUUCUCUUUGGAAGUAAAUGAUGGCUUAUUAGUAACAACUCUUCCUUCUUAUUUGAUCAACACAACUGAACUGAAGAUUGGAAAUAGUAACCAGUGGCAGCCUCUUUUGACAUAUGUUACUAUAUCAGAGCAUUUUAUGGUCAGAGCCAAUGGAAUUAGAUUUCAGGGAACAGUCAACGACUGCAACACAGUUAUGCAGCAACUUUUCUAUCAUGGAGGUGAGCAUGGAGCUGUUUUGACAUUGAAAUUAAAUGAUAUGGGAAAUUAUGGAUGUUAUCCUGAUUGUUCUGAAGGGAUGUCAAUGCCUUUAUAUGCUGAGGCUAUGGUAAACUUGAUGAGAAGACGACCAAUGAGUUCAUUUCUUGCUCAUGUCUUAGGAUCAGCCAUCAUCAUCGAGUUUUUGAUAAUCUUUUCUCUCGGAGUGUUGCUUCUGUACUUCACCUGCAGAUGUGCAAUUCUUCUGGUAAAUGAAAGAAGAAACAGAGGAGAAAAGCCUCCGGAGAUAUCUGCUAUGCAAGGAUUACAGAAGCAAACUUCAAGCACUGAAAUUUCUGAGAAUGCUAGUCACUUCACUGGUUGCUGUUCAAGUCCUUCCUUGCUUGGCUUUGGUAGGCACUCCUCCAAUUUUCGCCAGCGGUCUCGUCGUGUAUCUCAGAUUGGAGAGACUAGUAUGGCAGUGAAUCGUUCAUCGCCUUCAAAGAGUGAACCCCAACAUGUUCUUGUGCCUAGUUUUACUCCGCUUGUCAUUGACAAAUAUCAUAUCUUAAUUGUCUGAACUGCAAACCAUUUGUUAUAUUGCUACUUGGAAGCCAUUGAA